This is a messenger RNA of Magallana angulata, 1310 nucleotides long. Its product is annotated as papilin-like. Gene Ontology annotation, molecular function: protein binding; serine-type endopeptidase inhibitor activity. NCBI's taxonomy places the organism in Eukaryota, Metazoa, Mollusca, Bivalvia, Ostreida, Ostreidae. The transcript is spliced from 10 exons. The record is from RefSeq and is a predicted model, not a curated record. The coding region runs from base 16 to 1236 and encodes 406 amino acids. Gene Ontology annotation, cellular component: extracellular region.
UCAAAUCAAGCUGAAAUGGAAGUGUAUAAAUAUCUUGCAAAAAUUCACUUAAGACUUAACUCAGUGACUAUCUACUAUAGUAGGAUGAAGCCAGCCUUCCUGGUCCUUCUGUUUGUCACCAGCGUGUUGGCGACCUACGCCCCUCGACGCCCUAACUACCGCCCUUUGGGCAAACAGAAACCCGGCAGGUGCCCGGUGUCCAAUAUAAUCACUACCUGUGACUGUAGACCCGAGAACAUCAAGUGUAGAGGCGACCAAGACUGCCCCGGGGUUCAGAAAUGCUGUUCGUUUGGCUGUGGGUGUAGAACAAGAUGCGUCAAUCCUGCAGGGAGCCCUCCUCGUAAAGUGUGCAGAUAUAACGGGAAAAUCUACAAAGUCGGUCAGAGCUUCCCCGCGGUAGAUGGCUGUAACACGUGUAGCUGCUCAUCCAAUGGGCGUGUCCGAUGUACACUCAGAGCAUGCGUCAAAGUGUGUAGGUACCACGGCAAGGUGUACAAAGUGGGUCAAAGGUUUACCUAUGGCUACAGGUCGUGCAGGUGUUACUCCAGGGGAAAGGUCAUCUGCACUAAACGAGGACGCCCGACCAAAAAAUUCUAUAAUCCAAGAAAAGUCUGUUACCAGCCUAAGGUCCCCGGCCCCUGUAGGGGAUCGAUCCCAAGAUGGUGGUACAACAAACGGACGGGCCGCUGUCAGAAGUUUAUUUACGGGGGGUGCAAGGGAAACAGCAAUAACUUCACAUCGAAGCUGGUCUGUCUCCGUAGAUGUGGAAGGACAACCAGAAGAAAGACUUGUAGGUACAGGGGCAAGGUCUACAAACUGGGACAGAAGUUCCGGUCGGCUGACGGAUGUAACACGUGUCGGUGCAGAACAGGGGGUAGAGUCACGUGUACAAGGAAAAGAUGCAUCAAAACGUGCAAGUACAACGGAAAGACGUAUAAAGUGGGACAGAGCUUCCCCGCCAGGGACGGAUGUAACAGGUGCCGGUGUAGGACGGGAGGCCGGGUCACGUGCUCCAGAAAGAAGUGUGUGAAAUAUCCCGCUAAAGGGAGAAAACUCUGCUACCAGCCAAAGGUUGUCGGUCCUUGCAAAGCCCGCGUGCCGAGAUGGUGGUACAGCAAGAUAUCUAACUGUUGUGUCAAGUUCUACUACGGAGGAUGCAGAGGAAACGGAAACAACUUCAAGACCAGGUCAGCCUGUCUCAGGAGGUGUCGACGAGGAAGAAAAUAUUACGGAUGAAGUAGAGUGUGACUAUUGAUGAGUUUCAUUUUAUUUAAAAUGAUUAGUUUUUCAAUAAAUCAUUUACAUUUGGA